Messenger RNA from Austrofundulus limnaeus, 1039 nucleotides. Its product is annotated as heart- and neural crest derivatives-expressed protein 1. NCBI's taxonomy places the organism in Eukaryota, Metazoa, Chordata, Actinopteri, Cyprinodontiformes, Rivulidae. The record is from RefSeq and is a predicted model, not a curated record. Gene Ontology annotation, molecular function: protein dimerization activity; DNA-binding transcription factor activity, RNA polymerase II-specific; RNA polymerase II transcription regulatory region sequence-specific DNA binding. Bases 320 to 904 code for a protein of 194 amino acids. Gene Ontology annotation, biological process: regulation of transcription by RNA polymerase II; heart development. The transcript has 2 exons.
CAAAUUUCCUCCGCGCAUCAGCGACUUCUCCCUCUGCAGGACCAGAUCUCAGCUCCAGCAGCAGCGGGAUUGCAGCGCGUCACCGCCUUUCAUCUCAGGAAUUAUUCCCUCUUUUCUUGUCUCAGAAGUUUGUUUUUCAGGAAGCUAAAGAUGUAAAAUCCUUGUUUUUCGCUCUGAUUGGUGAGGUAAUCUGAGGUAAUCCGGGUUUGUGAGCUGCAUGAGUCCCGCUGGCUGCUGAUCCCGGAGCUGAGGCUGAUCUGGGGCCGCGGCGGCGCAGAGGCACCGAGGACCAAGCACCAUCUUCUCCUCCCGGCUCAGCAUGAACCUGAUCGGGGGCUACCAGCACCACCACCACCACCACCUGAUGCACGAGCCCUUCCCGUUCGUCCAGCGGUGCCAUCAGGACUCGCCCUACUUUCAAAGCUGGGUCGUGAACCACGGCGAGGUGCCCCCGGACUUCCAGAUCCACCAGGCGCCCUACGCGGCCGCGGAGCUGGGGGCGCCCGGAGCCACGCACGACGGCCGGCUGGAGGGGCUCCAGGCCGGGAUGAGCAAGAGGAGAGCGUCGGGGCCGAAGAAGGAGCGCCGGAGGACGGAGAGCAUCAACACGGCCUUCGCGGAGCUGCGGGAGUGCAUCCCGAACGUGCCCGCGGACACCAAACUGUCCAAAAUCAAGACUUUACGCCUCGCGACCAGUUACAUCGCGUAUCUGAUGGACGUCCUGGCCAAAGACUCCGGGGAGACGGAGGGCUUCAAGGCCGAGAUCAAGAAGUUUGAAACGCGGGAUUUGAAAAGGAAACGGGAGCUGACCGACGGCCUGCAGGACUCUUUAGGACCAGAGAAGAAGGUGAAAGGCCGGACCGGCUGGCCGCAGCAGGUCUGGGCUCUGGAGCUGAACCAGUGACCUCCACCAGGACGCAAAGACCCCCCAAAGACCUCCUGAUGGACUCUGGAUCUAAAACCCCUGAUGAGAAACACGCCGCUGUGCGCGCGCACUGAUGCGCGGGAAUAAAGGACAGGAGGGACAGAGACACGGAGA